Molecule: messenger RNA, 946 nt
Organism: Schistosoma spindalis
Lineage: Eukaryota; Metazoa; Platyhelminthes; Trematoda; Strigeidida; Schistosomatidae
Source: the annotation of a GenBank genome assembly
UUGAGGGCGCGCUAAUUUCAAGUUAUAAUUAAAAGUCCAUUAGUCCUGGCAUAACCGUCCGUAAAUAUCUGAAAUACUUAUACCGUAUUUGGACUGUUUAAUUGUAUUUUGAAGAACAUGGUCGAGAAUGAUGUAAUUCAGUAAAUAUGCCGGGUGCAACCUUCAGGCGCUCGAAUUUCCUCUCCACGACGUAUCAGUUUGGGAAUGUUUUACACUACAUUAAUGGUAAAUAAAUUGCUUUUUAACCUUUGUGGUCACUUUUACUCAUUGUUUUCUACAUAUUUGUUUUGAUUGUCACCAGAAUUAAAAAGCCUCAGUUUAAAUGGGAACCAAAAACGUAGCAAUUAUAUAUCAUGGGAUGAAUAUUUCAUGUCUAUAGCACUAUUAUCUGCUAUGCGCAGUAAAGACCCUUCUACUCAAGUUGGCGCUUGCAUAGUUAACCAAGAAAAGAAAAUUGUUGGAAUAGGAUAUAAUGGAAUGCCCAACGGUAUUUUAGAUGAUGAUGUCCCUUGGGGAAAAGGAUCAAAAAAUGAACUUGAAAAUAAGUAUCUUUAUGUUUGUCAUGCAGAGUUGAACGCAGUACUGAAUCGUAAUGAAGCUCAUUCUGGAGGUUGCACACUAUUCACAACAAUGUUCCCAUGUAAUGAAUGUGCUAAAGUGAUUAUACAGGCUGGAAUUAAGGAAGUAGUGUAUUAUUCGGAUAAGAAGAAUGGAACAGAAUCUAAUCAAGCAGCUAAAUAUUUAUUUAAUAAAGCUGGUGUCAGCAUAAGAAAAUUCACUCCAACGAAUCGAACUAUCAAUAUUAAUCUUAAUUAAUCGAGGAUCUUAAUACAAAAAAAACAGAUAACCUACAAUCGACCAUAUAUCCACUGAAUCUGCACUGGACUGUUAAUUUUUGUAUUAUAUUAUAGUUUAAUUUAAUAAAUACCGAUCAAUUGAGUAUUUA